CGUGGUCCUGACACCUGUCUGGCCCAGGCGCUCGCGAACGGUCUCUGGGACCCUAGGACUGCAGGAAAUACAUAUCCAAGUCCACAGGACCUCACCUGUCUUUCAGGAAGAACAAAAACAAAAGUUAACACUUUUCGAGCGUUCGCUUUGUGCCAGAUCUCUCUAAGAACUGUGUAUGCAUUAUGUCCUCACAGCAACUCUCUGAGGUACUCCUUCCAACUACAGAAGCUGAAGGGGCCACAUCCUCCUUCUCCCUGGCCCUGGCAGCUGAGGCUCCACCAGUGGGAAUUUUUGACUCUCAAGAGGUGUCCUACAUAGGCCAGAACUGCAGAGAAAUUCCAGAACACCUCGGCAGGGACUAUGGACAUUUUGCGAAGAGGCUCGAUCUGAGUUUUAACCUUCUGAGGUCACUGGAAGGACUGAGCGCGUUCGGGAGCCUGGAGGAACUCAUCUUGGACAACAAUCUGCUGGGGAACGACCUCGUGUUGCCAGGGUUACCCAGGCUUCAUACCUUAACCCUCAACAAGAACCAAAUCACUGACUUGGAGUGCCUGCUUGACCACCUGGCAGAAGUGACACCAGCUCUGGAGUACCUCAGCCUGCUCGGGAAUGUAGCAUGUCCCAAUGAAUUGGUCAGCUUGGAAAAGGAUGAGGAAGACUACAAGAGAUACAGAUGCUUUGUUCUGCACAAGCUGCCCAACUUAAAGUUUUUGGAUGCCCGGAAAGUAACCAGACAAGAACGAGAGGAAGCUUCAGUCAGAGGGGCGUUCAUGAAGGUGGUGAAGCCCAAGGCUUCCAGUGACAGCACUGCUGCUUCUCCAGACUGCCACUACACACCCCUGCCUUCUGCCUCCAGGGAACUCACCAGUCAUCGAGGUGUCCUGGGGAAGUGUCGCUAUGUUUACUAUGGGAAAAACUCAGAGGGAAACAGGUUUAUCCGAGAUGACCAGCUCUGAAGGCAAGUUCUAUAUGCC
Phyllostomus hastatus (greater spear-nosed bat) is the source of this 974-nucleotide messenger RNA. It is a transcript of the gene LRMDA, whose product is annotated as leucine rich melanocyte differentiation associated. Gene Ontology annotation, biological process: melanocyte differentiation. The coding region runs from base 183 to 956 and encodes 257 amino acids. The transcript has 8 exons. The record is from RefSeq and is a predicted model, not a curated record. Gene Ontology annotation, molecular function: protein binding. Lineage: Eukaryota; Metazoa; Chordata; Mammalia; Chiroptera; Phyllostomidae.